Molecule: messenger RNA, 551 nt
Organism: Oppiella nova
Lineage: Eukaryota; Metazoa; Arthropoda; Arachnida; Sarcoptiformes; Oppiidae
Source: the annotation of a GenBank genome assembly
AUCAGUUCCUACGCGAUGUCAAAGUUCGCGGUCCGAGCCUUCAGUGAGAGUCUGAGGAAUGAAGUGAAACAGUUUGACAUCAAUGUUGUGGUGAUUGAGCCAUCGGUUUACAGCACCGGUUUGACUGAUUAUAACCUAUGGAUCGAUGACUUCCAGACCAAGUGGAAGGAAACCCCGGAAGACGUGCGAAGAGAUUACGGACCGGAAAAGUGUGAUGUAAUGCACGAACGGAUCAAUGCUGUCAUGUCUACGGCCAAAGACAGCCCUCAGGAUGUGGUCGACGCGAUGCUCGACUCCAUAACCACUGCUACGCCUAAACCCUAUUACUAUGUCUACGGAUUGGCCGAAAGGGCUAUAAUGACAGUCUUGGAGGCACUUCCGCCACAAUUCUCGGACUUAGCUCUCAGUGAAAAGCUAUACUUCCCUUUAAUUAAGUUCUUUAAGAAUAAGAACAGAAUCUAAUCAUUAAAUUCAUGCAAUUCUUAACAUAUUCUUUGUCGACAAGAAUUGACAAAUUUUUUGCAAUAAAUUGAUUUUUUAUAAACGAUUAA